Stegastes partitus (bicolor damselfish) is the source of this 1373-nucleotide messenger RNA. RefSeq names its product POP7 homolog, ribonuclease P/MRP subunit (gene pop7). The transcript has 2 exons. Bases 169 to 624 code for a protein of 151 amino acids. NCBI's taxonomy places the organism in Eukaryota, Metazoa, Chordata, Actinopteri, Pomacentridae. Gene Ontology annotation, biological process: tRNA 5'-leader removal. The record is from RefSeq and is a predicted model, not a curated record. Gene Ontology annotation, molecular function: nucleic acid binding. Gene Ontology annotation, cellular component: nucleus; nucleolar ribonuclease P complex; ribonuclease MRP complex.
CCGGGUUCAUCGAAAACAAACCGGCUACAGAGAGCAGCUGUAGAGCAGAAAAACAGCUCAGGCUGCAGCAAUGAGCUACAGAAACGUCGUAAUUUGAAGCUGUCCUCUGAGUCUUUCUCAUUUGGCCCCAGCUGCUGCCCAGACGUAUCCACUGACACACUGAGUAAUAUGAUGGAGCCACGCAACCCUGGUAUGUCCACCGUCCCCCAGACGGCUGCAGCCCACACCGACUCCAGCACACCGGCUGUAGAGAUGGACCCAGUGGAGUACACCUUGAGGAAGCGCCUCCCUCGGAAACUCCCAAAGAGACGUAACGAUGUGUACGUUAACAUGAAGACUGAUUUCCGGGCUCAGUUGGCACGUUGUCAGAAGCUUCUGGAAGGUGGGGGUCACAGGGAGAUCUGCGUCCACGGCUUGGGCCUGGCCAUCAACAGGGCUAUUAAUAUUGCCCUGCAGCUGCAGGCCAGUAGUCAGGGGGCGCUGCAGCUGGCUGCCAACACUUCCACGGUGGAGCUCGUGGACGACCUGGAGCCGGAAGAUCCUGACGAGGCUGGGGAGCCCAUGACACGUACACGUAACAACUCUGCCAUUCACAUUAAGGUUUUCUACCCUGACCCUCAGUGACAUAAAUAGGUGUGACGGGUGUAUCAGGCAGAGAUUCUCUUAGCUGUUUUGUCCUAUUGGUUCCCCCACUGACAGCAGAGCAGAAAACAUUUUCUGAUGGAACUGUUUGUUUGGUGGCCUAUGAUGGCAGCAGCAGAGGACUGCAGGAUGGAGCAGACAGGGAUACAGUGUGUCUUCUGUAACAUAUUGGAAAUCUCCCAAAUGGAGAGGUUUAGUUGGCUUAGUUGACAUUUGUCAUGUGUUGUAUCCUGUUUUUUUUUAAAGUUUGCAUGAAUUGAACCAACAGUGGUGUUCACCAGGUCAAGCUUUGGUGUAAUGUAAUACGUGUUAACAUGGCUGUGCCAAAUGUAUACCUACAAGUAUAUUUAAUUUCAAAGUCCUCAAGUCUGCAAGUGUGUUCAGUUUUGUGUUCAAGUUUUGAAGGUACAAAUAAUAAUAAAAAAAAAGCUGUGGAAUCCUGAUUGCAGUAUAAGCAGGUGUUGUUAAUGUAAAUGUCCACUAGAUGUCGGUAGUUAGCCACAGUAAGCAUGUCUCCCUUAGCAAUUGAACUCAUAUAGCACCUUGUCACAAUAGUGUCUUCUCAAAUUGCUUACAGCAGAGGGUUCAGCUAAAGGUCAGGUGGCCUUGAAGUCUAUUUAACUGUGUUUUCAUAUAAUUGAACUGUUGCUUGUACCUAUUUUGUUGAAAACUGUUGUAGUGGAAGACAAUGUAUUUAAUUUCUAGUCAAAAAUAAAUCUUCAUGGAAAGUA